CAAGUCAACAUGAAGUGCAAGUCUAGCAAUCCUUUUUUAGAAUAUUUAUUGAGAACAACUUUUUGAUAGAAGACUAAUAUCGUGAGAAAUCGUCGAACGCCACGAUUUCAAGUGCUAUGAAUCAUUUUUUUCAUAUUUUAUGUUUUUCGAGUAAAAAAGGGGAAUACGUACCAUAAAAAAUCAUGUUUGAUCAAGUUAAUGAAAGAGAAUGUUUCCGAUUGGCUCAGAGUGAAUUGGAAAUUGUGCGAUUAUUUGUAUUUUUUUACUUGCACAUGUAAAACAACCCCUUAAUUUUAGUACAGCAUAUCAUACAUAUAAAGCACCGGGGGAUUUACAAUGGCGUAGGAACGACACAGAGGGUUGCUGAUAUCAACAAUCUCAUUGAAGGUCGUCUAUUGAGCCGGUGUGUUUCUGUUAUUGUGUUAUUAUAAAACUAGGCAAUAUCCCUAAGCAAUCUUUAGUUGGCCGAGCGACGGGUUAAAGAACAGUAAACAAAACCACGUGGAAAAUAUUAUGACCCGCAAUGCCUACAUGCACACGGUGAAACAUAAAAAACUUAAAAAAAAAUAUAUAACUUUUGCAGUUAUAUAAGGAAUGGAAAUUUGCGCGAAAAUGUCAUCUUGUUAUAGCCGGUUUGAUAUUCGCUCCAUCGAUUCAGAUGAGAAAUUUGAUGACAAUUCCUCUUACGAUAGUGGUUAUGAAAAAAGCUUUGAAACGGAUUGUUGUAUUACGCCACGUAAAUCAGAGUUUGAUUGCAGUUUAAAUUAUUGUAACGAAGCCGCCAAAGAUAGUCUUGAUAAUCAUCUUAGUAAUUCUCAUAUAUCUGUGAUUGAUCAGUCCCUAUUUCCCGCUCUUCUUGAUAACUGCAGCAACCACAGCAAUCGCAGCUCCCGAACUCUAGUCGAGCACGUAAUUAACAAAGUUCCACCAUCGGAAAAUGAGUUUUCACCUAAAUUAGGCUCAGACACAUCGACGCCGAUAAAAAAAUCGAAAUUACAAGAAGAUGAACAUACAACAGAGCCACGACCUAAACGUAAGUAUGCCAUCGGACAAAAUCGAAUGACACGUUCGCGUAGUCCCACACAGGUUAUACGUAUUAAGAAAUUUCGUCGCCUAAAAGCUAACGAUCGCGAAAGAAAUCGUAUGCAUAUGCUUAACGAUGCCCUAGAGCGAUUACGUAUAACUUUACCUCAGUUACCCGAAGAGACCAAAUUGACGAAAAUCGAAAUAUUACGGUUUGCCCAUAAUUACAUUUUCGCUUUAGAACAGGUAUUGGAAAGAGGCGGGACACUUAAUUUAGAUUUGGAAAAAUUGCAAAAUUUUACACUGAGCGGAGAGCGGAUAACAAAAGAAAUAUUUGAAGCACUAUUUGUAAGUCCGCAACCAUUUCCCAAUUUAGUGGAAACAGGCUUCAUUGGUUAUGAUUUUAGUGGGCGUAUACCAUCCCAUCCAUUUCAUCAAAUGCCAUUCGGCAAUCAACAAGCUUCAUCUUAUCUUAACAGCUCGCCAUCAUCAAUAUUCAAUACUCAAGAUUUUUUUAACAGUAUGAGCCAUUACGGUAACCAGCAACGUCAGCAGCACCUCAGCCACUAUACAAAUGAAAACUAUUCGACAGAGAAAUAUGAACUUUUUGAGGAAACCUUUAAAGCAGCUGCUCAAAUAAAAUCAACCGUAAAUAAUCGCACCGCAAAAUAUUUAACGCAUAAUGAAUGCCAUACCGGUGUAAAUUAUCCAUCAUCCCGACUAUCGUCUAAUAUAACUUGCAGAAGUAAAUCUCCUACACAAGCGGAUUUUCAUCAAGACUGUAGUUUCUAUAGGCAAACAUCAUCUUGGAAGGAGUGCAAAAAAUCGUUUAAUAAUAAU
Messenger RNA from Glossina fuscipes, 1863 nucleotides. RefSeq names its product basic helix-loop-helix neural transcription factor TAP (gene tap). The annotation marks the transcript as partial. Gene Ontology annotation, molecular function: protein dimerization activity. Lineage: Eukaryota; Metazoa; Arthropoda; Insecta; Diptera; Glossinidae. The transcript has a single exon. The record is from RefSeq and is a predicted model, not a curated record.